This is a messenger RNA of Lachancea thermotolerans CBS 6340, 1209 nucleotides long. RefSeq names its product KLTH0H07414p. Gene Ontology annotation, molecular function: structural constituent of cell wall. The record is from RefSeq and is a predicted model, not a curated record. The transcript has a single exon. NCBI's taxonomy places the organism in Eukaryota, Fungi, Ascomycota, Saccharomycetes, Saccharomycetales, Saccharomycetaceae. Gene Ontology annotation, cellular component: fungal-type cell wall. Gene Ontology annotation, biological process: fungal-type cell wall organization. Bases 1 to 1209 code for a protein of 402 amino acids.
AUGCAAUUCUCUACAGUCGCUCUUAUCUCGUCGCUAGGCUCUGCCGCGCUGGCGCAGCAGUUCCUCAACACCACCACUCCAUUGAGCUCGGCGCGCUCGUCCUCGACCGCAUCUUUGGUGCCUUCCAACGCUGGGGAGACCACCACCUACACGGACUACGAGGUUGUCACCGCGUUCACCACCUACUGCCCUGAGCCAACCACCAUCAUCACCAACGAUGAGACCUACACUGUGACCUCUGCCACUACUCUAACAAUCACCAACUGCCCAUGCACCAUUCCAAAGUCCACCACUAAGACCGCCACUAAGGAGGAGCCUGUGACCGUGACCGAGGAGGAAGUCGUCACAGCUUUCACCACCUACUGCCCAGAGCCAACCACCUUCUCUACCAACGGCGAGACCUACACUGUGACCUCUGCCACUACUCUAACGAUCACCAACUGCCCAUGCACCCUAACGAGAACCACCACUAAGUCUAGCUCUGAGGCUCCAGCUGCCACCUCCACCGAGACUACCAGCUCCAAGGCCAGCUCUGAGGCUCCUGUCGCCACCUCCACCGCGAGAACUAUCACUGUGACCGAGGAGGAAGUCGUCACUGCCUUCACCACCUACUGCCCAGAGCCAACCACCUUCUCUACCAACGGCGAGACUUACACUGUGACCUCUCCAACUACUCUAACCAUCACCGACUGCCCAUGCACCUUGACCAGAACCUCGACCACUACUAAGACCGAGGCCACCUCCACUGUCGAGGGAACCACCGUCACUGGCACCACCGUCCCAGGUACCACUGUCACCGGCACUACCGCCCCAGGCACUACCGUUACUGGCACCACUGUCACUGGUACCACCGGUCAGGAAACCACUGUCCCAGGUACCACUGUUGAGGGCACCACUGUCCCAGGUACCACUGUUGAGGGCACCACUGUCCCAGGUACUACCGUCACUGGCACCACUGCUCCAGGCACUACCGUCGAGGGCACCACUGUUACCCCAUCUUCCGCCAAGGGUACCACUGCUGCCACUCCUUCUGUGAGCUCCUCUGCUGCUACCCUUUCCUCAGUCACUAUUUCUACUGAGCAAGGUACUCACGCCGCCACCUCCGCCACAUCUUCCCACUCCAUUGCUGUCCAGUCUGAGGCUGGCGCUAACAAGAUCGCUGUCGGUGGUGUUGCUGGUUUGGCCGCUGCUGCCGCUUUGUUGAUCUAA